AUGUCUGACAAAUACGCAUUUUCGUUGACAACCUUUUCACCCAGCGGUAAACUGGUUCAAAUUGAAUAUGCAUUGAACGCUGUAAAUGCUGGUGUCACGUCAGUUGGUAUUAAAGCGACUAAUGGAGUUGUUUUGGCUACUGAAAAGAAGCCUGCUUCAGAGUUGGCUGUUGGAAGCUCUUUGGAGAAGGUCUGCAAAAUUACUCCCGACAUCGGAAUGGUUUAUAGUGGAAUGGGUCCUGACUUCCGUGUUCUCGUAGACAAAUCUAGAAAAGUUGCCCAAACUGCUUACAAAAAUGUCUAUAAUGCGUAUCCGCCUACGAAAAUCCUUGUCCAAGAGAUUGCUUCUGUUAUGCAGGAAUCCACUCAAUCUGGUGGUGUCCGUCCUUUUGGUGUCAGUCUUUUAGUAGCCGGAAUGGACGAAAACGGCCCCGUGUUGUACCAAGUUGAUCCUUCCGGUACAUACUUUGCUUGGAAAGCUACCGCCAUCGGCAAAUCUUCUACAGCUGCCAAGACCUUUUUAGAGAAACGUUACAACAAUGAAAUUGAAUUGGAUGAUGCCGUCCACACUGCUAUCCUUGCUUUGAAAGAAACUUUCGAAGGCGAAUUAACUGAAGACAGCAUAGAUAUUGCUAUUGCUUCAAACAAGCCCACAGAAAGCGGCAUUGAGGGUGUCCCAGGCGGCCAUUUUUACAGACUAACUCAGUCUGAAAUCCGUGAUUACCUUGAUCAAGUAUAG
Schizosaccharomyces osmophilus is the source of this 738-nucleotide messenger RNA. RefSeq names its product 20S proteasome complex subunit alpha 2, Pre8 (gene pre8). The transcript is spliced from 3 exons. The record is from RefSeq and is a predicted model, not a curated record. Lineage: Eukaryota; Fungi; Ascomycota; Schizosaccharomycetes; Schizosaccharomycetales; Schizosaccharomycetaceae. Bases 1 to 738 code for a protein of 245 amino acids. Gene Ontology annotation, cellular component: proteasome core complex; proteasome core complex, alpha-subunit complex. Gene Ontology annotation, biological process: ubiquitin-dependent protein catabolic process.